AUGUCACCACGUCACGUAAAACUCCAACGGAUGAUACCAACGUUGCCAUACACAAUUGCUAAUCCAUUGCGAGAUCAAGUAUCGACAAAUUUCCGUCAUGAGCUUUUUUAUUUUCAUCAACUCUUACAAGAUGCUAUCAAGACCGAGAACAUCGAUUCACAGCGAUCUGUCAAUCAUUUGAAGAACAGUCGUAUUCUGGACCUUUUGACAAGUGAUCGUGGUGAUGCGAUUCUCAACGAAUUUUUUAUUAGGUGUCAGCGAGCGGGAAAAGAUGAUGGUUUUGUUGUUAGGAACACAGAGGAUGACGGAGCUAUUCUCUGGGAUGUGUUCGAGACAUUAUUUUCACACGUUCCGCUCAUUAUUUCAGAAGUCGAAUUUGGAGUCGCGAGUAGUCCAAAAGCGUUUUGUCGCUAUACCGACUCGCUUAACUCCUUGCGAGACCUACUACUUGUACUACUCUUUAAGCGUCCUUUAGAAGAUAAAAAUGACUUGAUUGAUGGCGAUAGCGAUAACGACAGCACCUGUGGAUUGCAGUCGAGUUUUGGAUUGGGUUUUGGGCUUGAUUUUCAUGAUAGAACGCUUAAUUUAACGCCACGGAAUCCUAAACAAUCUCUAACUUCAUCUAAUUCUAAGCGAAGUAUUCCAAUGUACAUUUAUUGUCAGCAGCUAGAAAGAGAACUUGAAACCUUGCGAAGACAAAAUGUACAAAGUUUAGAUCAUGAUUUGGGUGAUGUUGGACUUAUGGACGACACAACGGUGACGCUGCUGCUUGGCUUUUAUGCGCUUCCUCACAAAGAACGCUUGGCAAUGUUUUGUCAGAUUGCAAGCCAAGCAAAUGAGCAAGACGCGAUUGCUAUCCUACAUAUGUUUCUUGACAAUUGUACUUCGUCAAAUCUGCUUCAAAUUUGGGAAAAUCUCAGACAGUCACCGGACAUUAUGAGAAGGUUUCGCGAAUCGAAAUGCCAGACCGACCCAGAAAAUCUCGAAGCGAUGGAUAUUUCGACGAUGAACACAGAGAGAAAAGGUGUAGCAUCAGAGUAUAAGUCUAUUAAUGAGGGCAAAUUCACUUUCGAUUGGAAAUUACAAGGCGAAGAGAAUAAGCUUGGGCGACCGCCUUCUUCAUCUGAAGAUGUCAGUGACAUCACUGAAGUCUCUGACUUCGAAAUACAUGGCGGCGAUGACUUGAAGGCCAGAUCUGACCAAGAUUUGAAAGGUAUACGCGAACGAGAUCGGCUUUCGAUGUCGAGCGCAAGUGAUCUUCCCUUGGAAACCCAAAGCAAAAAACGCAGUUCAUUCUAUCAAACUGAUCAGCAACAAAGAUCAAGUAAAGCAUCCAUUAAUAGAGAAGACAUUCCACUGCUUGAAGUUCUUCACCAUGAUCUCACUGAGGUUACCAACAUGAAGGUUAAACCUGAUGAGCAUGUCAUGAGAGCAGUUCAGCAAUUACUCGAGAGACUUGACGGUAAAGGAACCCACGAUUCCAAUGAUGAGGACCAUCUUCGUCUCGUGCCAGCAUCUGUGCAAUCACAACACAUUUUGCAGCAGACCACCAUCAAAUCACCACGAGCAUCGAUGAGCACGGCUUUGUCAAAUGAACAGCAGUUUUUAUUGAUGCUUGACCAGCUGAAAUCGCUCCUUCUCGUGCUAACUGAUGUACAUAUUCACAAAAUGAGCACUGAAACCAUUACUGGAGCUUAUCGACGCAUGCAAGUGCUGUCAAAAUUGUUUGCAGUACUUAUGGACAAAAGUUUUGGUGCUGCUGGUGCCGAGCCUAUAAGCGGUUCGACUGUGAAUGAUUUUGAAAAGGCACAAAUUGUCACUGGCUCACCACAUGUAGUGAAUUCAGUGACUUCAGAUUCGCAAUUUGUUACAUCAAAUGAAACGAUGCGUGAAGAUGUGGAAGCCAUGAGUCAACUACUUGUCAAGCUUAGCAAAUUUGUGCGCAGUUUGGCUCCAUUGGUAGACAACAAAGAAUUGGCACCGAGUAGUGUAAGCUCAAGCGAUGAUGUUUUAAUGAUCAUGGAUCUUGCCACAAAACUUGAACAAGCAGGCACCCUCGUAGAUGUGCCUGUCAUUUUGAAUGGAAGCGGUGGAGGAAUACGUCGGCUUUCACUUGCAGCAGACCGCGAAUUACCGGUGCUUUUAGCAGUUCAAUCGCUUGCACGCUCAAGCAAUUUUGAUCUUGUAUCUCAAAAAAUUACCUCAGCUGUGGACGACAAACUUAAAUGUGCGCGACUUGCCGUAACAAAAGAUGAUGACGAGGAAGAAGACGAGUUUGUGGGGAUGGAAGGGGAUGAAGUGAUGAUGAGGAUCGUAUCGAAUGUGCAGUGCACGACCAAAGAGACGCGAACGCAAGAGUGCCAAGACCAGAUAUAUAUACAAAGUGAAGCGAGCUUUAGCGAGAGUGACGAUGCGAUCGCUCAAGCUCUUCGGAUCAAUAAAGGUGAUCUUUCGAGCAAUAACAAGAAUGGUGCGUCGUUGCGUGGUGGCAAACUCUUUAGCGUCGAUAUUCUCCUACGUUUCGUCAACCAGCUAUAUCGUGAUAAUUAUGAAGGCAUGGCAUCGAUGCAGCAAUAUGGACAUCGACGGAUGGAGUUUGGCGAGUUUGUUUAUUAUUGGCACAUUCGAAAAUACGGCCUUAAGGCACUUGCUCAGCGCCAUCUCUUAAAGCUCAUUCAGUCGCUACGAAAACACGAGAAAAAGGUUUUCCAGUGUCAAUUAUGCUUACGCUUUUUGGGUGCUCAAAUAUCCUUUUCAUAUUCUAUUGUACAUUUGAAUCGAUUUCCUGUUACGAUAUGCCGUUUUCACGAGCUCAAAUUUGUUUUAGGAUUACUCAGUCGUUGGUCACUUGGAACGUUUUCCGGUACUUCCAAACAUCGCGUAGAGUUAUCAAAGCGUCAAUUCAAGAUUCGCAUCUCAUCUGCGAUAUUAAGUGUUCAAGAAGCACUUCGUGAACGGUUUGGAAUAUAUUCUCGUAGAUUGGAUGCUCUCGCAGAACGCAUUCGAGCCAAGGCAUGUUCGGACGACGGUGAGUUCAUUCGUGAAAGUGACUUGCUCACACUUUGUAUUGAAGAAUUUGAGUCUCAACGAGCUUUAAUCGAGAAGGUGCUUGGUGCUGUGUAUCAAGCCGGGGAUGUUAAUGGCGAUGGAAGUCUCGAGUUCGAUGAGUUUGCUUCAGUGGUGACUCAUUUGUCUCCUACAGUGGAUGAUCGAUUUAUACAGAAAAUUUUUGAGGCAGCACACGACGUCACAAAACCGCCUCGGAUCUCUUUCACACGAUUUCUUGAUGUUGUUUUAUUGGAGAGAGUGCUUUGUCCAACUUCUUCCAGUGCUGCAUCUACCGGAAUAGUCCGGGCCAAGAAUGCCACUGUAGCAGCUGGUGCCUCUGCUUCUAGUGCCUCUUUGGUAGCCAGUUCGAGUGCUUUAGGUAGCUAUAGGACAGUACAUCAAGAUGAACAAGAGGAGGCGUACCAGCUUGAACUACUAUGUGAAACAUGGACACACGAUCGUGAGGCUGUCACCCAAGUCCUUCAAUCUAGUAUCACCCACUUACCGACAGCAAAGUCGUUAAGCUUCCGUGUUGCGUUUUUGGAUCAAUUACUGGAUCGUCGCGUAGAUGCAAAGACAGCAUGGCUAUGUCAUCGACAGAUUAUGCGUGAGAUCGCUCGCUAUCAACAUUUAGAUGUCGAUCAAAUAGCAGGAUUGCGUCAGAAGGACCAGCAAUUUAAAAAAGCAGUACGCGCCAUUCAGAAUGCUCAACGAAUAAGUGCACUGUUUUCACAUAACUCUACACCCGUUGGAGAUGAAAGUGACGUGGAAGGAGGUGAUACGAACUUAAGCUACUCAGCGGCAGUCCAAUUAUCGUUGGAUACGCAAGAAAUGAGAACACCCGACAAUGCAGACGUGAUAGCUCUAGAGAACGAAUUACGUGAUACAUUUCUCGAAAGAGCCGAUGAAGGAACGAUUGACGACUAUAUGGCGGCUUUGCAACGAUUGCGUCUUGUGUCCGUUAAUCAAGAGUUGGAGUCACAGUCAAAUGAAGAGAUUGUACAGAUAAAUCAAAGCAUCUUACUUGAUCGUCAUGAAAACAGCUAUUCUUUAACUGACGAGUAUGAAAGAUUCGACAAGGACAGAUAA
Molecule: messenger RNA, 4137 nt
Organism: Plasmopara halstedii
Lineage: Eukaryota; Oomycota; Peronosporomycetes; Peronosporales; Peronosporaceae
Product: EF-hand domain pair
Exons: 5
Coding region: 1-4137 (1378 amino acids)
Molecular function (GO): calcium ion binding
Source: RefSeq, a predicted model, not a curated record